Molecule: messenger RNA, 1419 nt
Organism: Arabidopsis thaliana (thale cress)
Lineage: Eukaryota; Viridiplantae; Streptophyta; Magnoliopsida; Brassicales; Brassicaceae
Exons: 4
Coding region: 194-661 (155 amino acids)
Source: RefSeq, marked reviewed
CCUGUUUUGAAAAAAGACAGUUCUUAUCGGAGAAAGUAAAUUUUCAGAUAGGGCAGAAAAAGGAUUAAAAAAGGAAAUUCCGAUAAACAAGAUUAAUGCUCUUUUUCUCCUUAUCCGUUAAAAAGACUAGAAAAAGGGAACAACCAAACCAAACCAAAAAAAAAAGGAACCAUCUUUCUCCUAAAUCUCUACAAUGGCUCGAUCUUUAUCUCCUUCACUUUCUCUCUCUCGAUACCGUUUCGCCGCAGCUUCUCUUCUUCUCCCUUCAUCUCAAACCAUUUUCAUCCGAUCUCAAUCCUCCAAUCGUCGGUCUAACUCUAACCAUCUCGGAGUAAUCUACGAGAUUGAUAUCGCUGCGGAUCCUCUUGUCAAUAAGUUGGAAGAUGCUGUCCACCGGAUUAUGGUACGCCGAUCCGCACCUGAUUGGCUCCCUUUUGUCCCCGGUGCUUCCUUUUGGGUUCCACCUCCUAGAUCCCAGUCUCAUGGGAUCGCUAAGCUCGUUGAGAAGCUGGCCAAUCCGAUCUCUGAUGAAGAAUCUAUUUCAAUCUCAUCGGUUCGAGGAUGGCCUUGCUCUGAUUACUUCAUCAAAGGUGUAAAGCCUCAAUCAGUUGAGACGGAGAUGACUUCAAAUACUGCAUAUCACUCCGAGGACGAGGAAUAAACCCCAAAACUCGUCAGGGCUCUUGCUCUUCAAGAUUUGUAGAUUUAUGAACACGAAUCAACGAAGAUUCGAAUCACCAAGAGCAGCUGCAAAGACAUGGUUUAGACUUUUAGAUAAGGUAGAGUAAAGCAAACCUUUUACAGACUGAUCAGAUCCUAUCCAGUCUUAGUGAAAUUAAAUAAGGAAAAGGUGCUGUUGCUUUACCCUCUGUUUUCUUGUAAUCUCCCUUAUAACAGUUUGUUGAAUCGUGUGUAUAUAUAUUUCCGCAUAAGCUCGCAGAUUCGGUUCUCAUACCACAUUUGCAGACUGUUUUGUAUGAUGAUGCCUUGAGUCCAAAAUUAACGUGAAAAGAGAAUACAAUUAUAGAUAUAGGAUCGGCAAGUACAUGGUGUGGAGGUUAAACAAUAUCAUUACAUUUUUCACAAGGUAGUAUGCAACAAAUCCAAUGUACAUAAGGGGAAACUACUCUGAAGACUGAAGCUAUGAGCAUUACACAGUUUCCAAGAGAUUGAGAAGUCUGACAGAGCAUGGAGAGACAGAACAAGCAUAGUCCUGUUUCAGGGAGAAGAACUAGUCAGAGAUCAUUGGUUUGCAAUAUUUGACACAGGCAAGACGAAGGGUUUCCCAAAUGGCCAACUUUUGUUAAAUGCUAAGAAAUCCGACAUAUUGGUAUGUAAUGCUACUCAUAAGGUAACAGCUCACUCUUCCACAUUAAAAUGAAACUUUGUAUAAGUUUGAGACAAAAUGUGAAUGCUUUA